CAACAGUCAAGUGGAUGGGUCAAACUUUCGUCUGCUUUUGCUUUCAUCACACUCUGCCCUUUUACUUGGCACUUCAUUGCUUGGAUGCAGCAGCCACUGGAACGCUCACAGGACCAGGAUUAAACAACUCGACAGUAUUACUGCUGGGGUUUUGUGUGUGCUGAUUGGUGGCAGGUCGAUCUGUUCCCCCCCACUCCAUGUUGAUCACCUUGAGCAUCCUGUCGAGAAAACACCAGCGUGGAUGUCUUGAACCAUGAAUGCCUUGGGAUCUCCAACAAGGCAAGCCAAUGGAGUGGCUAGAUCGGAGAGCAAGAUCAGCGCCAAAGCACUCUUUGAGCAAAGGAAAAAAUAUUCAAACUCCAAUUAUAUCAUGCAGGAGACGUCACAGUAUCACGUUGAGCAUCUGUCCACCUUCAUCAUGGACAAGACCGAGUCCAUCGCCACCGUGGAUGACGCCAUCAAGAAACUUGCCCUACUGGAUUCAAAAGACAAGAUCUGGACUCAGGAAAUGCUCCUGCAAGUCACAGAUAAGGCAGUCAGGUUGCUGGACUGUGACACCCAGGAGGAGUUGGAGAACUUCCCCUUACCCACAAUCCACCUUUCCCAGGCUGUGCUGAAUAAGACGCGUUACCCCUCGGUGCUGCUGCUCGUGUGUCAGGACAAUGAGCAGCACCGGCCAGACAUCCACUUCUUCCACUGUGACGAGGUGGAGGCUGAAUUGGUUCAUGCAGAUAUUGACAGUGCCCUUGGAGACAACAAAUAUGGAAAGAAAUCCAGGCUUCAGACACUCAAAAUUAACCAGGAAAAAAUGAGGCGUCAGAGAGAGACCAUCCUUCCCCAGUCGCCCCCCAAGUCCAUCCCUGUUGCAAAAGGACGCGUUACUGCUCCUAUCCCACAAGAGAGAGGAGCUUCUGGACACAGUGAUCCAGAGUCGCACGAAAGGUUGGCCCAGCGUAUUGAGAAGGAUGUGCAAAUCCUCAACUGUGCUCUGGACGACAUUGAGAUCUUUGUGGCGCGGGUGCAAAAAGCAGCCGAGGCCUUUUCCCAACUCAACCAGCGCAACAAGAGUAAGAAGAAUAAGAAGAAAGGACCAGCAGAGGGUGUGCUGACCCUACGAGCCAAACCCCCUUCUGAGGGAGAGUUCAUCGAUAGCCUGCAGAAACUGAAGCUGGCUUUAAACCUCUUGGCCAAAUUGAAGAAGCACAUCCAGAAUCCAAGCGCUUCAGAGUUGGUUCACUUCCUUUUUGGCCCUUUGGAGCUGGUGCUGCAGAGUUGCGGUAGUCCAGAGCUGAUACGUUCUAUUAUCUCACCCCACCUCUCCAAAGACGCCGUGGACUUCUUGCGGGGGCACCUCACCCCCAAAGAGACCACCAUCUUUGAGCUUCUAGGAGAGGGAUGGACCAAGCCCAGAGCUGAGUGGCCGAGGGAAAAGUGUGCUCCUCCUUACUUUCCCAAAUUCCGGAACGGCUGGGAACCUCCAGCGGAGCUCUUCCGGACGGCCCCGUGGGAAACAGAAGGUCCCGAUGGACCUCUGGGGUCUCCCACCUCCCUGGGGUCCCCCAUUACCCCUGACUACAGGAGGCUCUCAACUGACGAUUUCUAUGGAACCCAUUCCUCAAACUCAUCCAACGGGUCCUACAACGGGAAGACCCCACCGCGUAAAUAUGCCAAAAUCCGCUACCACUUUGUAGCGCGGAAUGCCAACGAGCUGUCAGUGCUGACUGAUGAAAUUCUUGAGGUGAUUGAGGAUGACAAGCAGUGGUGGAAACUGAGGAAUCGCAGCGGACAAGCAGGUUACGUCCCUUAUAACAUCCUGGAUGUCGUCAAAAUUGAAGAGCCAGACGGUAUUUAUAGCCAGCAUGGCUAUGGUGCAUCUUCCCCUGGUUCCCUCAGCCCAGGGGACAGCUACAGUAAAGGUCGACACAAAGACAAAAUGAUGGAUGAGGUCAACAACGAGCUAUUGAGAAUGAUCACCGCGAACAAAAGUCAGCCCCCCGCCAGAAAGUUCCGCGUCGAGAGGCCGGCUGCCACCGCGGUGCCGCUCACCUACCACUCCAGCCCAGAGCAGGUCAAGACUUGGCUCACUUCUAAGGGCUUCUCCAAGGCGACAGUGGAUUGUUUGGGCAUCCUGACUGGAGCUCAGCUGUUUUCUCUCAACAAGCAAGAGCUGAAGUCCGUGUGUGGCGACGAAGGCGCUCGCGUUUCAUCCCAGAUUACAGUACAGAAGACACAAAUAGAGAAAACUUGCGGAGACAACGAGCUUCAGGAGGUCAUGAAGCGGAGACAGGAGCGAAUCGACUCGGGCAGCACAGACUGAAGUUGCACACUGCUCCUAAUUGUACAAUCAAUUCUGUUCAAAACCUGCGGCGGACCACAUUUACAUGUUGUACACAUUCUACUUGUAUAUUUAUUUUCUCCCUUGGUGUACGUGUGCAAACAAAUAUGUGUCUAACGUCUCUAGAUUUGUGUGGAUCAACAAAUGUUUGAACAGAUGAUGUACACGUGCAACAUCUAUAAAACGUACCAUUCAUGAUUAAUAGAGGCAUCAUGGCGCAUGUUUAUGCUUAAUGCAGGUAAUUUCAAUACUGCAGCAAUUUAGUCGAUGACUCAAUUAAUUGUUGCAUAAUUUGUGCCAGGCUGUUUUACCACAUUUUCCUCAUGCUGUGUCUGUAGCCAAUAAUUUCCAUAUCACUGUUUACAGUAGAUACAAAUAGCAACACCCUAUUGGGAUUAUUCUACACUUUACUCACUUUUCCCCUGCUUGGAGCUAAAUAUUGGUGUAUUUUAAAUUUUUCUGCUUCACUAAUUAAGAUUGACACAAAUUCAAAUGGACUGUAAAUAUGAUGAAAAACAAGUGCAAAACAAGCUGAUUAAAAAAUGGUGAAUGUUUGGUAAUGAACAAUCUUCUGGUAAUUCAUUUCAGUUUUACAUAUUUUUUUUUACUACGAUCAGAACACCAAAUAU
Molecule: messenger RNA, 2964 nt
Organism: Syngnathoides biaculeatus (alligator pipefish)
Lineage: Eukaryota; Metazoa; Chordata; Actinopteri; Syngnathiformes; Syngnathidae
Gene: eps8l2
Product: EPS8 signaling adaptor L2
Exons: 22
Coding region: 254-2317 (687 amino acids)
Biological process (GO): positive regulation of ruffle assembly; Rho protein signal transduction; regulation of Rho protein signal transduction
Cellular component (GO): ruffle membrane; plasma membrane; vesicle
Molecular function (GO): actin binding
Source: RefSeq, a predicted model, not a curated record